Messenger RNA from Serpula lacrymans var. lacrymans S7.9, 1535 nucleotides. RefSeq lists its product as uncharacterized. The coding region runs from base 105 to 1187 and encodes 360 amino acids. NCBI's taxonomy places the organism in Eukaryota, Fungi, Basidiomycota, Agaricomycetes, Boletales, Serpulaceae. The transcript is spliced from 13 exons. The record is from RefSeq and is a predicted model, not a curated record.
UGUCUGAGUCCUUUUUUAUCUCUCGCUCCCUCGACCAUUCGUUUCGUGCUUAGUUGCCGUGCAGUUCAGAUCGCUGUAACUUUACAUUUGUUGAUCCGUGCAUCAUGGUGGACUGGCAAUCUUCGGCGGAGCUAGUGGCAGACUCUGCGGCUUUCAUCAAGUUUAUGCACGCCUUGCUUGGUCUUUACGCUUGGGAAUGGGCAACAUCUCUAGACUUCGAUUGGGCUGUCCUUUCCGGUAAAAAACAAUUCCGUUGGCCAUUGAUAUUCUAUUUUGCCGGUCGAUAUCUUCUACUUUUUGCACUAAUUGGAAUUGCAAUCGCGCUAGACACGCCAAAAGAAAUCAACUGUCAAGCACUGUAUACUUUCAUUCAACUUGCCGGGGAUGGUGCUGUAGGUAUUGCAAGCAUCAACUUAUCACUACGCACGAUAGCGGUUUGGUCACAGAAUCGCUAUAUUGUUUCUAUACUGGUGCUCAUCAUGCUCGGUCACUGGUCAUUGAUUCUGCAAGGCGUGCUUCUUACCGCCGCGUGGAUUCCUGGCUCAGGUUGUGCGAUAGUCAAGAGUAACAACACGGUCCUUGCUGCUACAUUUAUAUAUUCCAUGUGCUUUGAUCUCGUUGUUCUCUGCUUGUCCACGUAUAAGCUUGCAUGGACACCUAUGAAGUCUGGCUCAGGAGCGAGGAGCAAGCUCAUCAGAAUGAUCUUUUCUGAUGGUUUGAUCUACUUCUUCAUCGCUUUCGUUGCGAAUCUCAUUGCCACAGUUUUCAUGAUUUUGAACUUGAACGCAAUCAUGAGUGUCAUUUUCAACGUACCAGCUGCUGUUGCUUCAACUAUUGUAGCCUCUCGUGUCGUCCGGCGGUUAACGAACUUCAAAAUAACGGGUGCAGAAGUCUUUGCAUCAUCCGGGCAAAAUUCUGGUAUCGCUUUCCGAUCAAUGAAUGGAGGACGUCCCAUAGGGACUGUCGGAUCUGCAACUAAAGUUCAAGGUGCUGUGCAUGUCGAGAUGGAAACGUUCACCCGCACAGAAGAGAUAGAAGCCGCUUACGUCAGACCAAAACGACAAACGACACUCUUCGACGCUAACAACACUACGCCUCGUGUUGAGCUUGAUGAUGAAGAUUUCAAAGAGAAAAACUGGGAUUGUAGUUCCCAAGAGGACGACAUCAAACGACCGGACGUUCUAUAGACUGGUUGUUCUAUGUUGCAGAUUGAGCUCGACCAACCACGAAAAGGUUGAAUGUCGAUUUCUGCCUUGUACGUUCGCAACAUGCAAGGUCGUCUUCCGAGGACUUAUCGGAUGCUUAUGGCCUUGCUUCACGUUGCAUAGAUAGGACGUAGAUAAUAGAUCUAGACAUCUAUCUACACACGCACGAGACUCGUGGUAGAGUGUAUAUUGUCAUACCCAGGAUAUAUGGCUCGUUGGGACUUUCAGUGCUGAAAAAAAAAAUUAUCGGAAUUAUUGGGUUUCACGUCUUUCUCUGCAUACACAAUCCUUUUACUUGCUGUCGCUUACUAUAGAAUCCUGUGUUCUUUG